Striga hermonthica is the source of this 312-nucleotide messenger RNA. Lineage: Eukaryota; Viridiplantae; Streptophyta; Magnoliopsida; Lamiales; Orobanchaceae. The record is from the annotation of a GenBank genome assembly.
AUGUUCAGAAAAGUUUCUGACGUCUUUGUGCCUGAAUCGGGAAGCAUCUCUGGUCGCUGGUUAAAAAUCCUGGUAAGCGUCAAUCUCAAUGAGCCACUGUUAAGGGGUGCAAACAUAAAGGUGGGCCAGGAAUCAGUAUGGGUGAGCUUUAGAUACGAAAACCUCCAAGCAUUUUGCUAUUACUGUGGAAGAAUCGGCCAUAGCGAGAGAAACUGCUGCCACAAGAGAGAGGAUAUUAAGAACAACAAGCACCGUCCUAGACAGUAUGGGGAAUGGAUCAAAGCAAGUUCAGGCAGCUUCCACUGGUCCUGA